Heterocephalus glaber (naked mole-rat) is the source of this 4204-nucleotide messenger RNA. RefSeq names its product cytochrome P450 family 2 subfamily W member 1 (gene Cyp2w1). Lineage: Eukaryota; Metazoa; Chordata; Mammalia; Rodentia; Bathyergidae. The record is from RefSeq and is a predicted model, not a curated record. Gene Ontology annotation, molecular function: oxidoreductase activity, acting on paired donors, with incorporation or reduction of molecular oxygen, reduced flavin or flavoprotein as one donor, and incorporation of one atom of oxygen; iron ion binding; heme binding. Gene Ontology annotation, biological process: xenobiotic metabolic process. Gene Ontology annotation, cellular component: intracellular membrane-bounded organelle; cytoplasm.
CAGGGAGAGGCGGGCAGGAAGGCACCCUGCACUCUUCUGUGUCCUCACUGGGUCACAGGUCAGCGAGUCAGGACUGACCACCAGAACUGCCUCUGUCCAUCUGUCCUUUGCUGUGGUUUGAGGGAGCCACUGGCCAAGCUGAGGCCCAGGGAGGGUUGGAGCCUGGGCUCCUGAGUUUGCCACUCCCCUGUCUGGUCUCGGGGCCCAAGCUGCGAAUAACCCAUGCUGGCUGCGCCCAGCAUAGAAUGGUGCCUCCUGCCAGAGGAGACUGGGAGGGGCUCCAUGGGGUCCUGGAGUGGGGGUUCCUGACCUAUGCUGUGCCCUACCCCCACCCCCCUGUUCUGCCAGCUCUCAGAACGCUAUGGGCCAAUUUUCACGGUUCACCUGGGAGGCCAGAAGACCAUAGUGCUGUCGGGCUACAAGGCUGUGUGGGAGGCCCUGGUGGGCACCAGGCAGGAGCUGGCGGACAGGCCCCCCAUCCCCAUCUUUCAGCUCAUCCAGCAAGGCGGGGGCAUCUUCUUCUCCUCUGGGGUGCGCUGGCGGGCCACCCGCAGGUUCACUGUGCGCGUGCUGCACAGCCUGGGUGUGGGGCAGGGCCCCAUGGCCCACAAAGUGCUGCAGGAGCUUGCGAGUCUCACAGGGAAGCUGGAUGGCUGCGGAGGCCGGCCCUUCCCGCUGGCCCUGCUGGGCUGGGCUCCCUCCAACAUCACAUUCACGCUCCUCUUCGGCCAGCGGUUUGAUUACGAGGACCCUGUGUUCCAGUCCCUGCUAGGUCUGAUUGACGAGGUCAUGGUUCUCUUGGGGUCACCCAGCCUACAGCUGUUCAACAUCUAUCCACGGCUGGGGGCCUUGCUUGGUCUGCACCGGCCUGUCCUGUGCAAGAUCGAAAAGGUACGAGCCAUCCUGAAGACAAUCCUGGAUGUGCAUCGGUGCCCCAUACCCAGGGAUGGCCCCGUGCAGAGCUAUGUGGAUGCCCUGAUCCAGCAGGGUCAGAUGCGGGGGGACGACCACCAGGGCCUGUUUGCCGAGGCCAAUGCUGUGGCCUGCACUCUGGACAUGCUCAUGGCUGGCACUGAGACCACCUCAGCUACACUGCAGUGGGCGGCCCUCCUGAUGGCCAAGCACCCGGAUAUUCAGGGCCGUGUACAGGUGGAGCUAGACCGCGUACUGGGUGCCGGGCGGCUCCCACAGCCUGAGGACCAACAGCAGCUGCCCUACACCAGCGCAGUGCUGCAUGAGGUCCAGCGCUACAUCACACUGCUGCCCCAUGUGCCCCGCUGCACAGCUACUGACACCCGGCUAGGUGGCUACCUGCUCCCCAAGGGCACGCCUGUAAUCCCCUUGCUGACCUCGGUACUGCUGGACAAGACCCAGUGGGCAACCCCUGGCCAGUUCAACCCGGGGCACUUCCUGGAUGUGAAUGGGCACUUUCUGAAGCGGUCGGCCUUCCUGCCUUUCUCUGCAGGCCGCCGUGUCUGCGUUGGAGAGAGCCUGGCCAGGACCGAGCUCUUCCUGCUGCUGGCUGGCUUGCUUCAGCGUUACCACCUGCGGCCCCCGCCUGGCAUCAGUCCUGCUGCCCUGGACACCACGCCUGCCCUGGCCUUCACCAUGCGGCCCCGGGCCCAGGUCCUGCGUGUGGUCCCUCGGCACAAGGAUGCUCCGCCAGGUGACACCUGCCUGGCCCACAGCACAGGGGUGCCUGAGAGCAAUGGGGCAGCAGCAGUCCCCUGAGGAUGUGCGGCAGGUGGACCCAUGGCACCCAUAGUCACAAAGGGCCAGGCAUCCAGGACCCGGCUUCUAUGUGCAGAUCACGUCCACUGUGGGCAGGAACAGGGCCCUUGUCAGGGUGCCACAGGAGGGAACAUGAACCCUCACGGCCCCAGUCUGCCUCCACCAAAGUCCCAGGCUCCCUCCCAGCCUCCUGCAUCCCAGUACCACAGACUCUCCUUUACUCUUGGCCCCGGGCAGCUAAGCCCCCAUUGCAGACUGGUCAUGCCCCUUUGGUGCUCCCCUCACCUGACCUCCGACACCGGGAGGCCUCACACUGCCCCCAUGCCUGCUGACACCUCAUAUGCAGUGCCCCACAUCCCCCAGGGCCCCAUAUCACCCCCUAGCCAGGGGCAGUGUCUGCCAGAUGGCCCCAUACCUGCAGUAGGUGGUGCCUGGGCCCAGGGGCACCACGUAACAUAGACCAGUCUGGGCUGGUAUCACUAGCUCUCACCUUGCACCAACCAGGCCUGUAGACCUGGCUGGUUCUCCUGUAGAUGCCCUGUUCCGGGGGUCCUGGGGGGGCAGUGGUUGGAGGCCUCUGCUGUACCACCAAAUGGUACCCUUGGUCCUCCCAACUAGUAUGCUUCCCAAGAUGGGUGCCGGAGCUGGAGGGCCCUGGUCUGCCCCAGUGUGCUGGGGACCUGGAGCCUGGACCUCAGUUUACCCAUCUGUGAAACAUCACAAUAGCCGCAGGACCAGUGAGCUUCGCUGGGAGAUGUGGGGUUGAGGCAACCCAGGCUGAGACACCAGAAUCCCAGGGGCCAGCAGGGAACCAGGGGUGCCCACAGGAAGGGUGGCUGUGCUGGGGAAGAGAAGCCCCCUGGGGCCUCGAAGGGCACACAGGGAACAAAAAGGCCACUGGCAAGUCCUUCAGCUCCACUACACCUAUGCCCAGGGAGGUCAGAGAUGCCCAGUCAGGGCAGCCACCAGCAGAAGGACCAGCUGCUCAGGGCCCCCAUGGGUGACAGUGUCUGGAGUUUGUGGGAGGAGGCUGGCCCUCCCCUGCCACCCACCAACCUGAAAGUACCCUGGCACAGUUGGGAAACUGAGGCACCAAAAUGCACAAAGUCCAGUGAGGGUUCCACUCUCCCCACUUCCAUGACACACUGAAGCCUAGAGGGCAGGACCUGGGGCUUGGUGGUACCCACUGCCCGCCAGGCUCCAUGUCCUCCUGGGUAGGCUGUGUUUGGUUUCCAACCCAUCCUAUGAGGUAGUUUGCUGACCUCUGUUCUCACUCUGGUGGAGGCACAGACACCUGGGUGGCCCCCAAAGCUCUCAGAGACUACUCUGGGGUAGGGUUCUCCAGGGUGGGCUUCUGCAGGUCACACACAUACAGGUUAUCUGUCUGGCACUCAGAUGUAGUGGGGGCUCUGUGUGGCAACUGGCAGCAGUUCAUACCAGCCUCUAUUUGGGCUGUUGUCCUGAGGUGAAGUCACAAGCAGGAAAACAGCAUCCCACACAGAUCGGAGGGGGCACCUGCAGAGCCCUGUGGCAACACUGCCAAGGAAGGUGCAGCCCCAGCUGGCCUAGUGCAGGCAGGUGCCAGUGGGUUAUCCCCAAACUAAACGCACCAAGACACAGGCAGAAGGUGAUGGGAUCCACAAGACACAAAGGAGGGGAAAUAGUUUUAAGGAAUCAAGAGUCAGUGGAUCUGGAACCAUACCUCUGGGUUUCCUCAGGACACUAGGAAGGUGCAGGGCUCCUCACCUCCUGUCCCCCAGGGCCACUACACACACAUCAGCACCUGUGUGUGCCAUCAUGAUCCCAGCUGUGCUGUGGGGAGAGGGAGGGCCAAAUACUGCAAGGAGCCGUGCCCUGUCCACAGCAGGAUGGGGUUGGGGGCACAGAUGAUAUGACCCUCAGGUUUCUCCCAGCCCAGAGUCCAGGAUCUGUGGUGACAGAUGGCAAGAGGAGUGGCCAGCAAGGGACAUGCGCAGGGCCCGUGGCUGGGUGUUUAAGGUGAUUAAACCUGAAGUCACAGAAGCAUCUAGGGUCACAGGCUAAGGCUGAGCACACCACUUGCAGAUGAGGCCUGGCUAGGGGGGUAAUGGCCACAGGAAGUCAGGACCCUUGGCCUGGGACAAUGCCUGUCUUCUGUUUGAGUUGUGACCAGCAACAGCACUGCAGUCCUAACCCUAACCUGACUCUCCCCCUCUGCCAUCUGGGCAGGCAGGAAGCUUUCUACCUGGGUGGCCCAGCCCAGAGGUGCUGGCUGCCCUCAGGCCCUGAGGCCUCCUAAAGGCAGCCCGGCUUCAGCCUCACCCUCUUGGCUCGGGCCAGCACCCUCCCAUCACUAGCAGCUGCCCCACAGCCACCUGGGCUGGGUCGGCACGUCUGUCACUUAGAGCUCCAGCAGUGGAGACUCACGAUCUGCUGGGAACCUGCAGACGCCUCGUUUCAUGUAGAGUGUGUGUCCUAGCUGGGACGGUCACCA